UUAAAAAAAAAAAAAAAAAAAAAAAGCCUAUUCUUAAAAAAAUCUUGAUUCUCACUCGCUGACCUAUCCCGAUAUCCGAGUUUCGCAACAGGACGAUUUAUGUAGUUAACGGAUUGAAGAUGCCUGGCGUUUAAACUUGACUAUUGGGUUCUUUCUUUCGAACGCAUAAGAUAGAGUGGAUUGAAGAGUGAACCCACAAAACAACCAUUUUAUUAUAUGGGUUCUUCUUCAACAUUAACCUUAACAUGUUUGCCAAACAUUUGCCCAACUAUUUCCCAAAGUAAGAAUUACAUCAUCAUCAAAAAUCCAACAUCAUUUCCACAUAAAGUUAGUAGUAGAAGCUCUAAUAAUAAGAAUAAUGUUAUAAAGUUUCAAUCUUUAUUAAUAUCUUGUAGUAGUAGUAGUAGUAGUAAUUUCAUUUCCUGUUCAAGAAAACCCAACUGGGUAAGAAAACAAAAUGAGCACGAUGAUAAAAAGAUCGAUUUUUUAGUUGUUAAUUUCUAUAAAUUUGUGUUUAUAAAACACCCUGAAGAUGAAGUCUCCAAACACCUUCAGUUUCUUGAGGGUCGUGACAUUCAUGGUCGGAUAUACAUAAACGAACAAGGAAUCAAUGCUCAGUACAGUGGACCAUCAGAAGAUGCUCUUGCAUACGUGAGCUGGUUAAAAGAAGAUGAGAAGUUUAAAGAUAUAUUAGUUCAAAUAUCUUCUCCUAUUCAUAGGCAUGCUUUCCCAAGACUCAAAUUGCGGUAUAAACCUUCCCUUGUACAGUUGGAAGGAGGGGUAUCACAUCUUCCUUUGGUUGACUCGUCUAUGCGAGCAACACCUAUUACACCAGCUGAAUGGAGGAAGAGAGUGGAAGCGGCAAAUAACCUUGAUGUUUCAUCAUCUUCCAAUCUAAAUGGAGAUGUCAUUCUAUUGGAUGUGAGAAAUGGUUAUGAAUGGGAUAUUGGUCAUUUUCGUGGAGCUCUCCGCCCAAAUGUUGACUGUUUCAGGAGCACAACAUUUGGGAUUUCUGGAUCAGAGGACAUUGCUACAGAUCCUUUAGCUAAUGUUAAUAAAGAAAACACGGAGAUAUUAAUGUAUUGCACAGGAGGCAUACGUUGCGACGUAUAUUCUACUAUUCUAAGACAAAGGGGUUACAAAAAGUUGUACACGUUAAGAGGAGGAAUUUCACACUAUCUAGAGUCUGAAGGCCCAGUUGAAUGGAUUGGAAAUCUAUUUGUAUUUGACUCCCGGCUCUCUUUGCCACCUUCUAAGAUUAAUCAUGAUGCCACAAGUAAUGGAAGCAUAGCACACGAAGUUCAUGAUAAUGUUGUGUUUGCUAAAUGCUAUAUUUGUGGCUCACAAGUCUCCGAAUUGAGGCAUCGAAAUUGUGCUAAUCUCGACUGCAACCUGCUACACUUGUGUUGUUCAAGCUGUAUCAGUGAUUUAAAAGGAUGCUGCUCCCCAAACUGUACAUCUGCUGCUCGGAUUAGACCUGUGCUUCCAGGUCAUGAAAGAUACAAAAAAUGGCAUCACUACCGAGAUACAUAGAGAGGGAGCUACACAAGCGGAUUUAGUUGACCAGUAUUGUAAACAAGUAUGGGUGUAUUUUGGUAACCUUCAGUUUUCAACCAUUUGAAGGAAGCAUGUAGUCCGAUUAUAUUUAUGUUUUCUUAUUGUGAUUGAUGUAUACGAGUUGCAGAAUAUGGCUUAUAUCAUCCUCAUUGGGUGCGACUAGGUUGUAAAGUUACAUAUUAAAGUUGUUAAUUUUGACAUGCAUGUGGUCAGUUCUGUGCACUCA
Erigeron canadensis is the source of this 1783-nucleotide messenger RNA. Its product is annotated as rhodanese-like domain-containing protein 8, chloroplastic. The record is from RefSeq and is a predicted model, not a curated record. Bases 217 to 1533 code for a protein of 438 amino acids. NCBI's taxonomy places the organism in Eukaryota, Viridiplantae, Streptophyta, Magnoliopsida, Asterales, Asteraceae. The transcript has 8 exons.